AUGGAUGAGAAUCCAAUAUUCUCCACGAGUACAGGCGAAGAUACAAUUAUGGCGGAUACAGAGCCAAACACGGAUGAGAAAAUGUCAGCAGAGCAGGAGACAACACCGGAGAUAUCAAGGAAAAGAGGAAUAGGAAGUUUCGGCACCGUUAAUAUGGCAGGGAGUGUGAGUGGUCCAGCAAGUCUGGCGAGUCCAAAACAUGUGGAUUUAGAUGCGUUUGGUGUUUCGCCCAUUUCGUCUCCGUCUAUUCUGCCAAGUACAUCUAUCCCGUCGAUUUCAUCGAUUCCGCCAAUACUACUCCCAUCAUCCAUAUCAUCCACAUCCGUCCCUUUGAUUUCCCAUGGCCCUUCGAAGCAUCAUAUUCCGCAAUCCUCUCCUAAACCUGCAGGUAUAACCAUUGCCUUCCCCGCCAUCUCCACAGGUCACAAAUCCUUCCCCUAUCGUCUCGCUGCUCGUAUUGCCGUAGGCACUGUAAAGGACUUUCUGCAUCAUCCUAUUUUUGGCGCCGCACGAAGAAAAAGGCUCCGGAAGGUUGUUUUUUGUGUGUGGCCUGUUGAUAGUCCGAAUAGAAAAGCGUUGCAAGUAGCAUUUGGACUUAAUUUUCCACCACCUUUACCACAGAGUGCACCAUUGAGUCCGGUGAGUAAUCAGCUUUCUACGCCGCCGUUCUCGCCCAGUGUGAAGGGAAGAGGGGGGAUGGCGUUGCGGGAUUUUGAGGGGCAGGAGAGCGGGGUGCCGAAGAUUGUGGUUACCCCACCGGUUACGCCGAUGGUGGGGUCUGGUCUGAGUUUGAGUUUAGGUUCUGGGGAGAGAGAUAUGGAUUCGUCUGGUUUGGGAAAUUUGGAAGGGAAGAGAUUGAGUAUGGAACAUGAGGAUCUGGGAGAUGAGGGAAGUGAGAUUGUGGAGGAUGUGGGAAUGGAUGUGGAUGUUGAUGUGGAUCCGGAGAAGAUGAAGGAGACUGAGAAAGACUUGAACGUAGAGACGGGAAGAGAGACGAGUGAGGGUGAUGGUAUUGGUGUUGAUAAGAAUCUGACAGCGGAAGUUGGGCAAGGAGGAGAAGAAGAGGAACAAAGAGAGAAAUUGAGACUACACAAAGCAGAAGUAGGAGAUGAAGAGAAACUGGAAGAGGAAGAGAAACAGAGAGAGGAAGAAAAACAGAGAGAGGAAGAAAAACACAGAGAGAAAGAGAAACAGAGAGAGGUGAGACUACUCAAAGCAGAGUUGGAGGAGGAACUUAAAAAGGAAGUGAAACGACUCAAAACAGAAGUGGAAAAGGGGGAACUGAGAGAGCAAGUGAGACGACUCAAAGCAGAAAUAGAGAAAGUGCAUGGACGUGGAGAUAGUCGUGGUAGAGAUAGAAGAGGGAGAAAAGAAAACAUACAGACAGAGAAAAAGGCAACAAGGGUUGAGAUUGGCUGCUGCGAUGAGAAUGAGGAGAGAGAGGGAGAGGGAAAGAGGGGGGAAUAA
Molecule: messenger RNA, 1467 nt
Organism: Botrytis sinoallii
Lineage: Eukaryota; Fungi; Ascomycota; Leotiomycetes; Helotiales; Sclerotiniaceae
Exons: 2
Coding region: 1-1467 (488 amino acids)
Source: RefSeq, a predicted model, not a curated record